This is a messenger RNA of Anopheles marshallii, 5724 nucleotides long. RefSeq lists its product as uncharacterized. The transcript has 11 exons. The record is from RefSeq and is a predicted model, not a curated record. Lineage: Eukaryota; Metazoa; Arthropoda; Insecta; Diptera; Culicidae. Gene Ontology annotation, biological process: regulation of establishment of bipolar cell polarity; signal transduction; establishment of mitotic spindle orientation. Gene Ontology annotation, cellular component: spindle. Gene Ontology annotation, molecular function: protein binding. Bases 1 to 5724 code for a protein of 1907 amino acids.
AUGGAGGACAUACGCAGUGUAAACAGUGAAACAAGCGUUCGGCACGUUUUGGCCUGUGAGGGUUAUGGCAGCGGUGAAACCAAAAAUACAUCGUACCAUCCGAACGCGACCACCGGCAAUGGGCCAACGGCCGACGGUUGUUACUUCAAUGCCGUGUUCAACGAUAGCAGUGAAACGUACGCGGACGAGCAGGAUUCCGUGUCAUCCGUCGUAACAACAGGUUCCGAUUCGGGUGCCGUCAACAAUCCAUCAACUACGGUACGGUUGACAGUGCCAUCGUCACCGGCAGUAUCUACCGAUGGAUCGCAACACUUUCGUCGCAGCCACUCGAUGCGAUCGUCCUUUAACUCGUUGCGUAGCUUGCGUACGAAGCUAAAACAUAAAACCGUCGCAUCCGCUACCGGUGGCGGGAACGGUGCACGUACGGCUUACUGCCAUCUACCAACCGUCGGUGACCUGGCAAGAUCUCCACCGGCCAGCAUCACGAAGCGAUCCGGCAGCCGGACCAGUUCCAGCCUGCACUUUACACGAUCCGCCAGCGAUGAUAUGCGGCGUAGCUUACGACACAAGCUGCACAAACUCAAAAUCACCUACAACGAGUUGCGUCGUCUACAGACCAAGGUCCUGCAGGACAAACGCACCGCGGACGACUCGUCCGAGGCAGCGGAAUGUGCUACGCUACCGGAAAACAUUCCUCCGAAAGCUGCCGCCCUGCUUAUGGAAGGAUUUUCCCGAACGAACAGUGUUCAAAGUUCACUGAAAGUUCACCGACGGCCACCAGAACCUAACACCGUCACCCUCCCAACGGAGCGUUCCAGCGUGGUGCACGUGAAAGCAGCAUCCCAUACGUCCUGCCCGGUGGCAAAUGCUACCCAGCGGGUAGAAACUUCGCCGGCAACGGAUCAGCGCACGAACUUAAAAGUGGUUCGAAAGCAACAGAAACAAGAACCAGAACACUCCAGCACCAGCUUGGCAGUAAUCGGCGGGAAAACACCGCUACGGGAGAUGGAAAAGGUGACGGCUGAAGUCGAAAUACCAAACCGACCGGUUGACCAGCAAUCGGCAUCAGCACACGGACAUCCCCAUCAUCAGCAGCAACUUACCGUCGCUAGGACAGCCACCAUACGGAAAGGAUCUGUGUGGGCGAACAAUACAACCAAAAUCAGCCUUCCGGAGCUGGUCACUAGGUCACUCUCAAAUCUAGAGCUGCCAAGUUGUCGCGUGCCCUGUCCCAGCAUUAUACCACGACCGGCUGAAGCAUCAACAUCACCCGGGCACAAAUCGGCCGCCAGUUCCAGCUGUUCGCUCUCCACGAUCGAAACACAAACCGUUACCGCAUCCGUUCAAUCCCUGCCCAUUACAAUCGCCACCACCACCAGUACGGUUUCGUUAACGUACGAAGAUGAGCUAUCCCGAAGCCCGGGACGAAGGAAACCCAAAAACUCUCCGUUCGGUUCCCUGCUGGCUGCGGUCACCUCACCCGUACUGAACCGCAUCUCAAGCGCCAGUUCGCCGAACCUUUCCAGCUGCUCCUCGUCCGCUUCCGGCAGCCGUAUGGAGUAUCUUCUGCCCCACCAGCAGCAUCCACCGGGUGCGGGUGCUGGAUCAGCAGCAUCCCAGCAGUCCGUAAUACUACCAAAGCACCGGCAACAUUCGCCGAAAAUUAUUAAGAAAACGCGCCACCUUUCGACCAGCUCCGUUGAGGAGACGGACGCGGGUGAGCCGAAGAGUGGCAAGAGUCGUCACGCGGCUAGCAAUGCCAAUGCGGAAGCGGAACGGAACGCACGCAAUGCGCAACAUUUGCUGCUGCGAUCGAAUCGGCUCACCGUAAGCGACAAUCAUAAUUUAAGCAACAGUGGUGGAAACAAUGGCACUACAAUCACCACCUACAGUACAACCAACUCGGUCGAUGUUUUGGCAGUACAUAAUGCCAAAAGUGUGUCUCCGUUGCCAUCGUACCAGCAGCAACAGCAGCAGCAGUCGGUAGCGGCACCACCGUCCUACUGGAAGCAAAAGAAGCUUCCGACGAAGAAGCAGCACAAGCAGCUGCAGGCACAACUAGACAAGCUGACCCAAAUUAACAUUCAUCUGCACGCACUGUUCUCCGCCGUGGAGCAUGGCCACCUGGAAAAAGCACGCACCAUCCUGGAAAGCACGGACGUGGACGUUAACAGCCUAAACAGCGACGGUCUCACACCGCUGGACGUCGCCGUGCUCAGCAAUAAUCGUUCGAUGACUAAAAUGUUGCUACAGCAGGGUGCCCUCGAGAAUGCACAUUCUGUGCACGCGGCCAACAGCAACAUGGGACUGCAUCUGAACAAUCUGCUCUGCGAUGCCGAAGCGACCAUACACGAGCUGGGGAACUUUGACGGCAAUCAGCCGGGCAUGACCAGCAACGAACGGACCGGUUCCGGGGCGAAUGCCGGUAAAACUACCUUCUCGAACAUAAUCGGCAGCAGCGGUCCCUCGGUUACCAGCUGUACGGGCAGCGAAAUCGAUAAGCAGGUGGGGCUGUGGGAACGCCGGGUAAAGGGACUCCGGCGGAUGAUACUCGGCUGGGAGCAAACGAAACCGCCCGAUGUACCGAAUCGUAUCGACAUCGACGUGACCGGUUGCAGUGCGGUUAGCUUGCGGUUGUACGAACCGCUGGAAGGUGCCAUAACUACCAAAUUCAAAGUGCAAUGGUCAUCCCGUUCGGAUUUUAGCAACGUUGUGGGUGAACGUGAAAUCAGCGAAUGGUGCAGCUUCCAUGGGUGCAUGGGUGCGGUCUGCAAUCUGAGCGAGUUGAUCCAGGGCCGACGAUACUUCUUCCGUGCGUGUGCCGGCAACGUGAAGGGCUGGGGACCGUACAAACUAUCCGUCCCGAACUGUGUUGUACCGUCGAGUUGGCGUGACGUUGAAGGUCGAGACAAUCGAUUCGCCGGCAAGCAGCGCAAUCUGGACGAGCUGUUUAACGCGGUCCGGCUGGCACGGCCGGACGAUGCAUCCGAGAUCGCGCUGGACGGUGGACAGCAGCAGAAGCGUGCGACGAAAAAGAAAACCACCAUCAAGCAACUGUUUUCGGCAGCGUCCAAAUUUCAGAAGAAUCUCAAACGGGGGAUCUACUUAGCCUGCGUCCUGUACCAUGAGGAUAAGCUAUUGCUCACUAACGAAGACUUCGUUCCGGUAAUUGAGAUUGAUGAAACCUUCACCAGCAAUCUGCACACGGAUUUCUACUGGCUGAUGAAGGUUGCCUGUACAUGGGACGACGUGAAGUUACUACGAAUGGACAUGGAACGGAAUGCAUCGUCGGCAAUACACUUUCGCACAAAACUGUUAUCAGCCGCAUGCCAGAUGCAGUCAGCGCUAUCGAUUACCGACCUGGGACAACUGUUCUACCGCCCCUUACGAGAUGUCCAUGGCACGGUAGUGCUAUCCUGUGUAAACUGUAUUAAGAGUCCUAAAGCGGUAUCGGUGCUCAACUCCCGGUGGAUACCGUUGAAUAAAAUUCACAAAAAGCUCGCCCUUUCGACGGAGGACAGCAGUAUCAACGAAAUUCUAAUGAACUCCAUCCAGGAACAGAUCAACUACCAUCAGGUCUCGAACAUACGCCUUUCGAGAGGCCUGUACGUCGGCUAUCUGAAGAUGCAAAGCUCAGUGGACGUCAUACAGGUAGUGGUACCGGUAAAGGCACCAAAUGUUCUUCCGCACUGUAAAAUUCGUGACAAUCCUCAUAUAUCGGCCGAGGAAUGGGAAUUAAUCAAACAGCACAAACCCUCUAGCAUUUUGGAAUUUCGACCGAAACAUCAAGGCCCUACCGAGGUUCAGCUACACUUUCUCGAAAUGCUCACGAAAGCCGUCCACAAUCUGUUCCAGUACAUGGAUAUACCGGUGGAUGUGGCCGUCGCCCAUCGGUUGUACGACGUGGAAGUGAUCGAGCUGAAUGCGGACGUAAGCUUCUUGAUCAUUUGCCCACCGGCCGAGAGUAGCUGUGCAGUGCCAGGACAGAAGGAAAGUUUGCUGCAACGCGGCGAUCUGUUCUCCAUGCCGAUACAAGCGUUUGAGAUGAUACAUCUGAAAACGUACCAGAGUAACAUUAUACAGAAGUAUUCCCGAUUGUCCUGCAUUCUUGAGCUGGACACGAUGCUUGCGAACCACCUACAUCGAGAGGCAUUCAGUAGCUCGGAGCUGCAGAAGGCCAAAGAUCGAUUGGCGAAGCUGCAAGAGCUGUCGGGUGGGUUGAACACUAUCUGGAAGGGUGUCCGAUGGCUGAUGGACGUGAUCGGAUAUGCACGCGAUCGAGCCAAUAUGCCCGAGCUAAAUAUGAAACAAAUACUGGACUACAAGACUACCUACUUCGGUAAGCUACCCAAAAACGGUGAUAAGAAAAAGGGGGCCAGUGAAAGUCAACUGCUUCAUCCACCUGGCACAGCACCGGGUGCGAACAGCUUUCACAAGAGCAGUCCGGGCAGAGGAUCGUGGCCCGGUCCGGCUGUAGAAAAUACGCUCGGCCACAAUGGUCUGCUCGAUGCGGAACACUCCAAAUCCGAACAAUUGCUGAAGUACAACAGUGCACGGUUUCUGAACGUUAGCCAGGCAGGUUCGCGAAAGAACAGUGCGGACUCGAAUUCGGUCGCGACGCAUAGCAGCUACUAUUCGGUGACGGGUGUAGAGCCGGAAAAGGAGUUUGUAGUGGUGCCUCGAUUGCCUCCAUCACGAUCGGAAGAUACGCUGAACAGUUCUCAUCACCAUGGAGGUGAGGGAAAGCAUGCCAGUUCGGGUGGAACCGUUGGAAUGGGCGCUGGUAGUAAAAAACGACCACCCACCAUCUACUCCAGCUACUCAGCUACAUCCAGUCCUUUACUGAACGUCCGCUCACCUUUUCUUGUGCCGAUGGUACCAACCACUAGUCCAGGAAAUCUAGUAACUAAAGUGUCGCUUCCCGUAGAAGAUAUUGAAAAUUCCAGCAAACAACCGACUACAACUGGUGCAGCACAGCAGGCUUCACUAACCACUGCCGCAGGUGCCGUACCGUUUAAAUUGCUGGCAAAAAAGUCCCGAGAUCAGGCGUUAAAAGCGAUCAACUUUAUUGAACGGGAGCAACAGCAGGAAAUGGAAAUAUUCGAGGAGACUAAACCCAUCCUAACAACAACGUACCUUAAGCCAACGCUUGCAGCUUUGCAAAAUGAAGCGAAAUCCUACCAACAGCAGGAUGCGACAGAACCGCGUGAAGCGACAACGGUUCCAGCGCCUGAACCGCUCACUCCAAACUCCGUGGCUAUCACCGUAGAGCCGACGUUGCCGUCUAGCACCGGCGAAACACCAGAACCAAGCGUAUCGGAACCGACGACAGAGGGGGCGACAGGAGGAACUUCCACCACCGUCUCCAACGCCACCAGCAUCCUUCAAGUGUAUGCAGCCUACGAAACGGGUUUACCGAGUGGUACAUCACUGAAGCUUCGCGUUACACCCAAAACGAGCGCGCGUGAAGUGAUCGAUCUGGUCGUGAAACAGCUGAACAUGGCAGUAGUGCUGAAAGGGCGCGAAGGUCCCAUCUACACACCGGAGCGGUUGGACAACUUUUGUUUGGUGGCCGUGAUAGGCGCACGGGAACGAUGUCUGCGUGACGAUUUCCGACCAUUGCAGCUCCAGAAUCCAUGGCGUAAGGGCCGGCUUUACGUGCGCCAAAAGCAUGAUCUGUUGGCCGCAAUCGAACAUUCCAAUCGGGAUAUGGCGGACAUUUAA